Molecule: messenger RNA, 1245 nt
Organism: Halteromyces radiatus
Lineage: Eukaryota; Fungi; Mucoromycota; Mucoromycetes; Mucorales; Cunninghamellaceae
Exons: 3
Coding region: 40-984 (314 amino acids)
Source: RefSeq, a predicted model, not a curated record
AAUUAAUAUUUUUACAUAUUUCAAUUUAUAAACAACAUUAUGAAAAUAGGUGUUAAACUACAUGAUCAUCGUUCAAAAGGUCGUAUCGAUACCUAUCAUAUAAAAAAGUGUCCUUAUAAUGCUGAUUAUUAUCAAGCUUGUCGUAUUCUUCAAACUAUACAACAAUACAAUCAUCGUGCAAGUCAUCAAUGUUUACUUCAUCUAGCUACUUUUAUUACACAAUCCUGGGAAUCAAAUCCAAGUCAACAAUUGAUCGAUGAUAUUCUUCAAUUUAUGAAUCAUUUAUUGGAUACAACAGGAUUAUCACCAAUGCCUUUGAAUGAUUCACUUCGACAAUUAUGUGCAAACAAAUCUCCUAUUCCUACUGUAUCUCCAACUCUCACGUUAUUAUUUGCAGCUAGUUAUAUUGAACGUCUCAAGCAGUAUUGUGGCAACAUCAAAGGAAGCAAUGGCUGUAGUCGAAGGUUAUUACUGGUUGCUUUUAUUAUAGCUGCGAAGUAUAUUCAAUCCAAUUUGAGGUUUAUUGUGGACACCAGUCUACCAACUGUAUCCGAUAUCAUGAAUGACAACGAUAACUCUACCUCUGUCACUGGUUCCGAUUCACAACAAGAUCCAAUCCAUUCUGAUCAACUACCAUCGACAGUAUUACCUAUGUCACCUCCAGUGUCUCCAAAACAACCAGAAUUAACAGAUCCGACUCAAUAUCACUACUUCCAUAAUAAUACUACUAGUGUCACAGCAACGCCAAUGACAACAAAGGAAAACAAGGAUAAGACCAACACAUACUCACUACCUUCUCAAUCAUCCUCUGGUAAAUUCAAAACGUCGUUUGCUUCUCUAUGUUCUCAAUUCAACUAUCGUAUUUGGCGUAUGGAGAAUGAAUUCUUGCACUUCCUCAAUAAUGAUAUCUCUGUUCCUGACAGUCUUCGUCUAGCGGCUUGGGCCGAUCAAAUGGCACUCCCUCCUUUGAUACCGGAUUUGUAGAAUAGAAAAAAAAAAUACCUUAUCCCCUGUUAUUCUUCUUUUCCCUUUACUCAAACCCAAGGUACAUCUUUUAUGUUCCUUUUGUCUUCUUAUUCUAUCUUCUUCAGUACUUAUAAUUAUCCCACUUUCUGUAUAUACAAUAAAAUCAUCAUCAUUUACCAUUUGUCUACAAUCAUCAUCACCCCAUCAUCACAUAUUAUUCAUUAUCCAAUCAUCCGUUAUCCAUUAAUCAUUAUUCAUCAUCAUAAUAAAUUGUUUUGU